AUGACCCUAAAUACUCAGCAAGAAGCAAAGACCCCCCUGCGUCGCCGAGCCAGCACUCCACUGCCCCUAUCCGCCCGGGGCCACCAGCCUGGCCUUCUGGGCACAGCACCUUCUACACAGUCCCAGCAUCCCCGACUGGGCCAGUCAGUCUCCCUCAACGCCCCUACCUGGCAAACUUCACCUGCCCCCAACGGCUGGUCCUCUGAAUCCAGCGACUCUGAAAGCUCUUGGGAGGCCCUCUAUCGCGUGGUCCUGCUCGGAGAUCCUGGUGUCGGGAAGACCAGUCUGGCCAGUCUCUUUGCAGGGAAGCAAGAGAGGGACCUCCACGAACAGCUGGGAGAAGAUGUAUACGAGAGGACACUCACAGUGGAUGGAGAGGACACCACGCUGCUGGUCAUGGACACCUGGGAGGCUGAGAAGCUGGAUGAAAGCUGGAGCCAGGAGUCCUGCCUGCAGGUGGGCAGCGCCUACGUCAUCGUGUACUCCAUCGCAGACAGGGGCAGCUUCGAGAGUGCCUCUGAGCUCCGCAUCCAGCUUCGGCGCACACAUCAGGCGGACCAUGUGCCCAUCAUUCUGGUGGGCAACAAGGCAGAUCUGGCACGCUGCCGAGAAGUCUCCGUGGAAGAGGGCCGCGCCUGCGCUGUGGUGUUCGACUGCAAGUUCAUCGAGACGUCAGCCACGCUGCAGCACAACGUAGCAGAGCUCUUCGAAGGCGUGGUGCGCCAACUGCGCUUGCGCCGCCGGGACUGCGCAGCCCGGGAGCCGCCCGCGCCCAGACGAAGGGCGAGCCUGGGGCAGCGUGCUCGACGCUUCCUGGCUCGCUUGACAGCCCGCAGCGCACGUCGCCGGGCUCUCAAGGCCCGCUCCAAGUCCUGCCACAACCUGGCCGUGCUCUGA
Rangifer tarandus platyrhynchus (Svalbard reindeer) is the source of this 897-nucleotide messenger RNA. The record is from the annotation of a GenBank genome assembly. Lineage: Eukaryota; Metazoa; Chordata; Mammalia; Artiodactyla; Cervidae.